Molecule: messenger RNA, 2053 nt
Organism: Prunus avium (sweet cherry)
Lineage: Eukaryota; Viridiplantae; Streptophyta; Magnoliopsida; Rosales; Rosaceae
Product: NAC domain-containing protein 71-like
Biological process (GO): regulation of DNA-templated transcription
Molecular function (GO): DNA binding
Source: RefSeq, a predicted model, not a curated record
CUCUACCUUUCUUCCUCCUCUUCUAUUUUGUUUUCUUGACACUGGCAUCUUGUUCUAACAACAUCUCUUUGUUGGUCACAUUUUCCCAACUGCCACAGCCCCCACAUUAAUUUUUUUUUUUUUCAAAUUCUAGCAAAUUUUGAAUGGUUUUAACUUCUGGGUAUUGUGAUAGGUUCCAGUUUUGGAAGUUCUAACUAGUUAUUGUAGUUGAAGUCCUUGUGCAUUUUCUGUUUGAAUACAAAGAUUUGACACUCUUAUAGUGAAAUUUGAGCAAUAUCAGCUUCAGGGUAUUGCUUCAAAGCCUUCAAUUUUGUUCCUUCUCAUCUUGUUUUGGGAAUUUAAAGAAAAUUUGUGAGGGGGGUUGGUGGGGGGUGACAAAUCGAUCAUAAGAAGAACAUUUUCAAAGACAAUGAUUCUGCUCUUCAACGGGUUCAACCUGUGGAAGUUUUACUCAAGUCUUGAUAAGAAAUUAAUUUUUGAUAAAAGCUUUUAUUUCUGGAUUUUCCAGAUCUUUAAUACGUACAGUUUGGGCUCAUAGCUACAACUUCCAUAUCAUUCCUCAUUACCUUCCUAGCUCUCUGCUGUUAUAAUUUUCAUAUAUUUUUUUUCUUUCAAAUUGGGAUACUUUUAAGAAUUUGGAUUAGUUAGGAGGAGAGUGGAGUUAUGGGUGGAGCAUCACUACCACCAGGUUUUAGGUUCCACCCAACUGAUGAGGAACUAGUGGGAUAUUAUCUUAAAAGGAAAGUGGAAGGGCUUGAAUUUGAGCUGGAGGUUAUCCCUGUGAUCGAUUUGUACAAAUUUGAUCCCUGGGAGUUACCAGAAAAAUCAUUCCUUCCAAGAUGUGACAUGGAAUGGUUCUUCUUCUGUGCACGUGAUCGAAAGUAUCCAAAUGGCUCAAGAACAAACAGGGCUACUAAAGCUGGCUACUGGAAGGCCACUGGAAAAGACCGGAAGGUUGUCUGUCAAUCCACUGUCACUGGGUACCGCAAGACCCUUGUUUUCUAUCGUGGACGUGCUCCUUUAGGAGAUAGAACAGAUUGGAUCAUGCAUGAAUACCGUCUCAGUGAUGAUCUUGCUCAGGGGCCAUCAGGUCAUCAGGGAGUUUUUGCUUUGUGCCGUGUUAUUAAAAAGAAUGAGAAUCCACAGAAGACAAAUGAUUCUCAUGGAGAGCCCAAGGCCAAGAGGGUUGGAAGUGCUUCGAACACUGGGGAGGAUUUGAGCUCAACAAGAAUCUCAAACGAGCCCUUGAACAUUUCUGAUGAUUUAGCCUCUCAAGCGAGUUACCAGCAUAACGAGAGUCAUUAUUCAAGCCAUGUUACUUCUCCAUAUGAAGUUAAUCCAAUGGCAGAGUUUGAGCCAACUUCAAGAGAGACCAACCCUGCAGACUUCUGGGUCUCGCCUGAUUUUAUUCUUGAUUCUUCAAAGGACUACCCACAGUUACAAGCAGCUAUGCCUAAUUACUUUCCACAGUACAAGAGUGCAAUGGCAUCAUGGCAGUCAUAUGAAAACACAGAAUCACCUUAUUCCUCAUACUCAAAUUUCACAGGGGGCGUAACAAUGGCCGAUAAUGCGAAUCAAGUAAGCGACAUGUCACCUUUCUCUGGACACACAGACUACACGGGCUAUUAUGGGAAUGAGGAAAUGCAAUUUGAAGGUUCUGAAAACCAAACUCCAAUUUGUAUGCAAGUUAGCAUAGAUGGGAGUUUGGGGGAACUUGGAGAACUUUGGUCGCAGGAAGACAACAUGGUCAUUGUGAUGUAGGGGUCUGCCCGGUGCCGGAUUAAUCAACUAGAGUACAAUGUAUUGUGUCAUACAGAGGGGAUAUCCAAGACAACGCCUUUUAACGUUGUUUCUUGGCGGUUAAAAAUAAUCAUCACUCGUCUUUUACAUAUAAUGGGUGGUUUGUGUUCUCUGCAGAAGUACUGUGUGGACUUUAUCUGUUGUUUGGAGUUGUUUCAGAAGCUACUUGUAAUCUUCCCACUUUUUUAUUUUUAUUUUUAUUUUUAUUUACUAUGGAGUGUAUUAGUAUCUCUGGGUGACGAUCACUUUUUUC